Messenger RNA from Phytophthora nicotianae INRA-310, 2303 nucleotides. RefSeq lists its product as hypothetical. The coding region runs from base 14 to 2200 and encodes 728 amino acids. Gene Ontology annotation, molecular function: dipeptidyl-peptidase activity. The record is from RefSeq and is a predicted model, not a curated record. The transcript has a single exon. NCBI's taxonomy places the organism in Eukaryota, Oomycota, Peronosporomycetes, Peronosporales, Peronosporaceae.
CCUUCUGUGAAUCAUGUCGUCGCCUGUGAAGGAAGUGCACGUGCUGGAGAACGUGUGGAUCCCCGUGGACGCUGAAACGCGCUUGUCGGCGCGGAUCUGGCUGCCUAAAUCGUCUACUACAAAGUUUUCUGUUGUUCUCGAGUACAUUCCGUACCGGAAAUCAGACUGGACGUCCACGCGAGACGCGAGCAACCACGUGUGGCUGGCGCAACGGGGUUUUGCUGUCGCUCGAGUGGAUAUCCGAGGUUCUGGCAAUAGUGAAGGCCACUAUUACGGUGAAUACACUCCUCAAGAACUUCAAGAUGGAGUGAUGGUCAUCGAGUGGCUUGCCAGUCAGAGUUGGUGUUCUGGUAGUGUGGGUGUCUUUGGUAAGAGCUGGGGAGGUUUCAAUGGGUUGCAAUUGGCGGCUAUGGCCCCACCUGCUCUACGUGGGGUAGUUUCACUCUACUCCAUUGACGACCGCUAUGCGGACGACGUGCACUACAUGGGCGGUGCAGUUUUGGGAUCUGAAGCCUUGAGUUGGGCCACAGUUAUGUUCAGCUUAAACGCACUACCGAUGGCCCCGGAAACGGUAGGGUCAGAGGUAGAAUGGAAACGACGCUACAAAGAGAGACUGGAGAGGCAGUUCCCGUGGCUACACGAGUGGCUGGCGCACCAGACUCGAGACGACUUCUGGGAACACGGCUCCAUUUGUGAAGCCUACGACAAGGUGAAGUGUCCGGUAUUGGAGAUCGGAGGCUGGAAUGAUGGUUAUUUCAACGGUGUGGCGCGGAUGAUCAAAGGGAUGAAGAGUUCGCCGAGUAAAGGCGUGGUUGGACCGUGGAGUCACAACUGGCCGAAUCACGCCACACCCGGACCGCAGGUUGGAUUUCUAGAAAUGUGUCGACAGUGGUGGGACUACUCGUUGAAUGGUAGAACGGACGAACCAGCCACGAGGUUUCCGGAUCUGCAGUUGUUUGUCAAAGACGAGAUCGAAAACACGACGGCGAGGAUUCUGGAGUAUCCGGGCAAGUGGUGUGGAGUGGGUGAUGUUGAGAAGUUAGAGCAGAAAUUUGUGACGUUCUACUGCUCUAGUGAUGAUGGCUACAAGCUGCAGACUACGACUGAACCGCCUAGUGCACGUGAACGUGUGAUCGGGUUGAAUAGUUUGCAAGGUGCGUGGAGUGGUGAGUGGCUGUCGUUUGGCGGCGAGGACAUGCCUGGUAACCAGGUGAAUGAGGAUGCACUUGCUACCACUUGGUCUACCGGUCUACUAAAUGAGGACAUUGAGAUCGUUGGACGUCCUCAAAUAAGUCUAUUCGUCAAGUCGAACAAGCCUCAGGUCCUCAUCAUGGCGCGUUUGAGUGACGUUGCACCCUCGGGGAAAUCGACGUUGAUCACGCGUGGGGUGCUCAACUUGAGUCACCGUCACGGUCACAAGUUGGAAGAGUUGAGUUACAUGCCUAUUGGUGAGGGCACUCGAGUUAAUUGGCAGCUCAAUGCGUGCGCAUACACUCUGCGUGCAGGCCACACUCUCGUGUUGUCACUCACCCCCAAUUACUGGCCGAUGGUGUGGCCGUCGCCUGAACCAGCGGAAUUGACAGUCUCAUUUGCAGAAUCGAAUCUGCUCAAGCUUCCUGUGUUGCCUGAAGGUCCUGCUCCUACUGAUAACGCUGCUACCUGCCCUGUGAAAGAUUAUCCUCUGGAUGCUGGAACUCCAUCUCGUACUAUCUCGCUGAGAGAAGCACCACCACUGGAGCGCAAUUUGACAUUGCUGCUGUCCGAAACAGACUCGUCGCAGCCCAUUCAACGCCUCGUAGUUCAAGAAGAUCAAGGCAAAGACCUGCUCGUUGAUGAAGGGAUUGUCAUGGAGGAAACAGCGACCAAAACGUAUACGAUCGACCCUCAGUGUCUCCACCCGCGAGUCAGUAUUCAACGUACUCUUACGUAUGAGAAACUGCCUUCAAGUCAGCACAGUGAGCUGCUUGUCAGGUUUGCUGACCAGGUGACUGCUGCUACGCAUGUCGACAACCUGAAGGUGGAGCGGGUCGACUAUGCGGAACACCCGGUACUGCCGUGGAAAGUCCGGGUCGAGACGGACAGCUCCAUGGCUUCGAAUGCUACGACGUUCUUCCUCAAAGACCACAUGAUCGUCCGUCUCAACGACGAAGUUUUCUUCGAAAAGAAGUGGGAGAAGGAGAUCCCGCGCCAGUUUGUUUAGUUUGCUGGCAAAACACGACCCAGGACUAGAAAAAUGAGCUGCUUAUGGUGUCAACAACCUAAAAUUCUCAACUAAAAAAAAUGUUGUGACAACUGAUCGCACC